Molecule: messenger RNA, 1141 nt
Organism: Phragmites australis (common reed)
Lineage: Eukaryota; Viridiplantae; Streptophyta; Magnoliopsida; Poales; Poaceae
Product: auxin-induced protein 6B-like
Exons: 1
Coding region: 150-557 (135 amino acids)
Biological process (GO): response to auxin
Source: RefSeq, a predicted model, not a curated record
GCAGGUUGCUGAGGCUCACACCCCGAGGUCAUCCCUCCCUCCUCCAAGCUUCUCCUAUAUACUCUCACCUCAUUCUCAGUUCUUCACACCAACCAGACCCAGAACACAUCAAGCAAUCUUCAACGACAUCAGUGCGGUGCUCAUCAGCAAUGGAGGAGCAACUGCAGCAGCAGGGUGGCCGGGCGAGCAACAAGAGCAGGGACGCCGUGCGGCUGCAGCAGCUGCUCAAGAAGUGGAAGAAGCUGGCCACGGUGUCGCCGUCGUCGUCGGGCAGGAACGGCAAGAGCAGCGUGCCCCGGGGCUCCUUCGCGGUGUACGUCGGCGAGGAGAUGCGGCGGUUUGUGAUCCCCACCGAGUACCUGGGCCACUGGGCGUUCGUGGAGCUGCUCCGGGAGGCCGAGGAGGAGUUCGGGUUCCGCCACGAGGGCGCGCUCCGGAUCCCCUGCGACGUUGAGGUCUUCGAGGGCAUCCUCCGGCUCGUCCAGGGCAGGAAGAAGGAGGCUGCCGACAUGUGCCGGCGCUCCUGCUCCUCCGAGACCGAGAUCUUGUGCAGAUGACGCCAUGAAAGCAGGCCUGACGUCUGAAUGCUCUGCUCUGAUUCUGUGAAGGAGUGGCGGUUCUUUCUUGCUUCUUUUUUCCUCGCUCCUUUCUUGGUUGGUUCUUUCUUUCUUCUUGAUUUUUUUUCCGAAGAAAGGAGAAGAGGUUGCACAGGAUGAUGAGAUCUGUAAUUUGUACAACAACAGGAGGAGAUGAAGGGUUGUUUUUUUCUUGUUCACAACAAGGAUCUAGUGUAAGACAAACUAAUUAAGGCUCUGAUCUUGUUGUUCUUCUGCUGCUAGCUUUUUCUUUUUUCACAACUUAUUGGCAGUGCAUUUCUGUUACUCACAUUUUCAUUGAGAGAGAAACUGAAACUAAGCAACUGACCAAUGGCAGAAACUGAAACCAAGCAGCUGUUAUAAUAUUUCAGAUGUCCCAUUGCAUAGUACUGCAAGUCUGCACCUCAAUUUAGAUAGAGUUUAGAUGGUAGAUUAGAAGUAGUUCACACUGCAUAGUAUUUGGAGGUGGUCGACAUAGAGUUCUUUGCCAAAAAUAGAUAGCAGUUUAGCAAUAUGAUGUGGGUUGGAUGAUAUUUCAUACAUCA